Closterium sp. Yama58-4 is the source of this 354-nucleotide messenger RNA. Lineage: Eukaryota; Viridiplantae; Streptophyta; Zygnematophyceae; Desmidiales; Closteriaceae. The record is from the annotation of a GenBank genome assembly.
AUGUUGGGAAAGAACCCGCUCAACCUGUCCUACGUCGUGGGCUUCACAGCCAACUAUCCCCGCCGCAUCCACCACCGGGGGGCGUCAGUGGUCUCGUUCAACGUCGACCCGCGCCCCAUCGCCUGCGGUGCCUCCUUCUCCUACCUCUAUGUGGAUGCUCCCAACCCCAACGUGCACAUUGGUGCUGUCGUCGGCGGUCCCAAGGGCGACGGGGUGAGUGUUUUUCUGUUUGCAGUGGGUGGGUCUUUGCACGCACGGGAAUCCAAGUGGCCUCCUUCUACCUCUACGUCGAUGCGCCAAACCCCAAUGUGCACAUCGGGGCUGUCGUCGGCGGCCCCAAGGGCGAUGGGGUGA